Ahaetulla prasina is the source of this 1275-nucleotide messenger RNA. RefSeq names its product geminin coiled-coil domain containing (gene GMNC). The transcript is spliced from 6 exons. Gene Ontology annotation, biological process: negative regulation of DNA replication; negative regulation of cell cycle. Bases 1 to 1275 code for a protein of 424 amino acids. The record is from RefSeq and is a predicted model, not a curated record. Gene Ontology annotation, cellular component: nucleus. NCBI's taxonomy places the organism in Eukaryota, Metazoa, Chordata, Lepidosauria, Squamata, Colubridae.
AUGAGGGACAACUGCAUUGCCACUUCGCUGCUUCUACAAGGAGGACAUUUCCAACCCUUUGGGCAGGAACGGGCCUGUUGCUGCAUCCCUGUUUCCUCCAACAGGCCUCCUGAGUACUUGGUGGGACCCUCAAAAUGUCCCAAAGCUGGCACCGAGACGGGCGGGCGGGCGGGCGGCGGCGACGGGCGCAGCAACCUGGGCGCCUCCUCUCGCCCGCCUUCCUCCUCGCCUCCCGCCCGCCCCGUCGAGGGGCCGCCGCCGCCGCCGCUUGCACGAAGCCUCGAAGAAGCCCAGGCAGGGGAGGGGGCUGGAUCCGAUCCCUCCGCCCCGGCCGCUCAGAUGAGCAGCGCCGCGCCCUGCCAAGAGCCACCGCCGGCCCUGGCGGGGGGCCCGGCCCACCUCCUCCCCUGGACCCCCUCGACGGCGGAGGUUGCCUCGGAGACGUGGCUCGACGCGAUCUGGGCCGCCGCCGCUCUCCCCGACGACCCGGCCGCGGCCGGCGCAGAUCAGUUCUACUUCCCGGGCGACGUCCUUCAAGAUGGUGCCCCCUCUGGAGACCAGCUGUCAACCCAACUCUUCAGAAACCAACAGCUGCGGGACAUCUUGGUCCAGAAGGAGGUGGAGCUGGCUCAGCUGCAGGAGGAGAACCAACAUCUUAGACACUUCCUCAAUUCCGCCAUGGUCAAGCGGCUGGAGGAGAAGACCAAGAAGCUGUUUCUCCUUCAGGAUGGCCAGGAUGUCGAUGGGACCUCCAAGAUCGGCAAAAGGCACCGGAAGACCGAAAGCCGCGUGGCCCACGAGGGGCGCCACCCGCCAAAGGCCAGGCGGAACCUCUUGGGCGCUUUCUCUGCCUGCGAAGAGCAGCCGGCGCCUCCUGUGGACUCCUGGGUCCUGCAGACCCUUGGGCUCAAGGAUGUGGACACCGUGGACGAGUCAGCUAACUACAGUGCCUUGACCCUGGACCCUCCCCCUUUGGGGCCUUCUCUUUGGGGUCCCUUUGGGGCCUCCGACCCGGGUGUCAGUGAGGGUCAACCUGGUGGAAGUGUCUCCUUGAUCUCCCCAGCAGAUGGCACUGCCAGACCCUUCCCCUUCCCCUGCUCACUGCCUUGCCUCUCCGACUGCCCCUCGCCAGCCAAGAUGGACGUGGCCUUCACCACGUCUCUGAGCCCCCAUUGCAAUGUGAAGACCCACACCUUCCGCCAAGGACAGGCCUUCGUGCGCCGGGAUGAAGACGGAGGGUGGAAGCUCACCUGGGUACCCACCCAGUCAGAAUGA